CAUGAAGUCGCCCAUAACACUUCACAUGGUUCUCCUGAUUUUGUCAAUUACAAAGGUUAAAGGUGAUUUUAUUGAAUCGACAUGUCAUUAUGAUAGGCGAUCUGAUACACUUAUCACAUUUGUCGGCUUCUUUUAUUUCAACAAAGUUGUCGAUCUCUUGUCUCGUUCGACUGGUUAUAUUAUUGCUGGAAAUUAGCUGUAAAUCAAUUAUUCCUUGACGAGGAUCCGCUUCAUACAUACUUAGUCUUGUUUACAAUUUGCUUGAUACUCUUGGUAGCCAGGUGCCCUUUGUUAGAUCAUGAUGUCACAGACAAAUAAUAGAUGUAAAAUGGUUGGAAAUUAUUAAAAAUAGCGAUUCAUGUAGAUUUUUCCUUUAUCCUUUGCUUCUUUGGUCAUAGCAGAUAUUACUUACGGAAUACUAGAUAGUCUCUCGACACACAACAAGGAGAGAUAACUCAGAGAAAUGAUCUCCUUAUCUUCUUCCGUCCCUAAUGUGGCUUGAAAAAAAUUAUAUUUCAUGUCAAUUCACUAUAACAAAAUAUAAGACGAUGUAGAUGCAACCCCUAAAUCGUACUAUCCCACUGCUAAAUGAACCUAUCAUUUUUUUUUCCAUUACUAUGUUUUUCCACAUGAACCAUUAGACAUGAUCGUAUGCUUUUACAGUUACAUAUUCGAGUAACUGAUCAUGGAUCAAAAACAGAAUCACGGACAAUACAAAGGAGAGAUGCGAUCCUAGUUUUAUUUCCCAAAAUUGAUCCCAAAACGAUUAAUAGCAAAUGCGAUACUUUUUUUUUUUUUUUUUUGGUACAGAAGCAAGGCGAUACUCGCUGUUAAUAGUUUCUUCGUUUUUUCCAAUUUGGAAGGAUAAAUUGAUUCAUUUUAAUGGAGUCUCUCUUCAAAUAGAAUGUGGAGGGAGGUAAUUUCGAAGAAGAGAAUAUGAAGAGAACAAACAGAGGGGACAAACAACACAACUAAUGAGAGAGUCGCCCGCAAGGCGCAAAUGGGUUUCUUUUUCCCGUUCCCGUCGCCGGCCAGAAGCAGAGCGGCGGAGGUGGCGAAAUUUUGGAGAAGGAUAUUUACUUACGUGUGUGUAUAUGAGUUCGAUGAAGGCAAAGUUGGAGCGGAGACGCAACAUCAUAGAUAUCGGCGAUGAUCCGAUCGGCCGGAUCGCAGAACUGAGAUGAGAUGCCAUUCUCCAAAACGGCAAAAACGAUGCAUCGGCGGCAUGGCCCCGCAUGGGACGGCUAAAGGGAUCUUCCAUUUUUUUACAACUUAUUUUCAACAGAGUUGGAGAGCAUUUUGAAAAUUUUUAUAUAUCUUCAUUCAACGUUUUCUUGUUCCACCUAUUUCAAAUUUGGAUGCAAUUCGAUAAGAAAUAAGAAUAGAAUUUCAUUUUCAGGUCAGGGUUUGAUUGUAUCGGGUUGGGUUAAUGGGUUGGCCAUAUGACAUGGCAAUUUCAGUGACGUGGCGGGUAGAUUUUCACCAUUUUUGAUCUAAAUGGUGUUGAUUAGGCGCUCCCGUUAGUCAUGUCAGCACAAUAACGGACUCAUCUAACGGAGUUGGACGGAGACUAACGGAGAGUGACUAAAUGUGACAUGUUUUAGUAUUUUGAGUGACCAAAAUUUAUAUUAAUUUUUUCUAGUGACUAAACAUGACACAUUUUAGUAAUUCUGGUGACCAAAUGUGGUAUUUACUCAUUUUUAUCUUUACAUUGAUAGGAAGUCCAUCUUAAGAGUCAAAUGUGAGAUUUCAGAGCCACGAUAUCUGUAAAUCAAAUCCUCUUUGCGUGUUCAAAGAUUUGGAAUGUUGAGAAAUUGUGCUAGUUUAACGCCCAUUAAUAGAGUACUCAGAUGGUUAUCAUGAUCUUAACCAAAUCGGUUAAACCUAAAUUCUGAUAGUCAUUAAACAAAACAAAGUAACUUAACCACACCAACCAAAUUAACCAAACCAAUUAUUAAAUAGUUUGGUUAAUUGAUUUAAACAAUGUAAUAUAACUUUACAUGGAAUUAGAUCACUCCGUAUAUUCAUCGAGAACUCUACAAUUAGUGCUAAAAAACAUGUUCCAAACCCAUUUGUGAAUAUGAGUGUAGCAAGAACAUCUCUUACCAUACCACUUAAGACAGGAAAUAUAGGGCUAUUCACCUUCCAUCAGUUUUCAAAAGAUGUCAAAAGUCUUAUGUCUGAUGCCUUUCUUAAUCUCAAUCCUUACUGGUCGGCUACGUAACCUUCUGCCCUAUAUCGUCAUCUUUACUCAAUUAUGCUCAUUUUGCCUUAAACCCUAACCACUCUGUUUUCUGGGGUUUAACGGCUUUCUCAUUCGGGUAUCCUCUUUGUCUACUUCGUUUCAUUUAUUCUGCUAUUUAUCUCAAAUUUCCGCUUCUGGGUUGCAAUUUGAUCGUUCAAUGUCUGCUUUCUGCUCUAAAAGUUAGCUCCUUUAUUUCUUACUGUCACCGUUCUUUUGGUUGGGUGAAGGCUAAUUUGCUGAGAUACUGAACCAAAAAUGGUGAGGCCGUUUGGGGUGAAGGGGCAGAAGAGGAAGAGGAAAGAGAAAUAUGACAGAGAUGAAGAAGAAGGGGAUGAAGAUGCUGCAGAGCCCACGGUUCAGGCAGCUUCGAAGAAAGCUGCUGUAGAGGAGAAGGACGAGAAGGAAAUGGAGGUAAAGGAAGCUGGGACUGCAGCUGACGAAAUGGCUGGCAUCCCAAUCGUUCAGAUCGAUCUACAGACUAAAAAACCUGGGGUCAUUUUCGUGCGUCUCUUUGGAAGUUGCCAAAGUUGGUAAGGUAAGGUGUUUUCUCUUGCUGACUUGAGGUUGAAAUGCUUCCCCUGAUGUUCAUCUAUCACAUUCAUUUCGUAGUUUUAUGCUCUUCGUUAUUCAUUAUGAUUACGAAAAUCCUGCGAAGUGUUUAAGGCGAUGUUCUAAUAUUUGAUUAUGUUCUAAAAUUUUCUUGGACUUUUGGAUAUUCUAAUAGGCCUUUUUUGGUAAAGUGAUUAGGGUGUUAGUGUUAGGGUUUAGGAAUUUUUUUUUAGGGUUAAAGGUUUAAUUAUUAGUCUUGUGGUCGUUUGCAAUGAAUGGAUAUUAGUUUACGUGGUUCGGAUAUUAGAUUUUGGUUGAAUUGAUAUUAGUUCGUGCUUUCGAAUAUUUGUUUGGGAAGUUUGGAUAUUCUAAUGGGCACUUUUGGUAACUAUUUCGAUGUGAUCCUUUGUUUAUUUAAGCAUCUAGCACUUUUGGUAACUAUUCGGAUUAGUCUACAACUAUCAUAUAAUAGUAAGUAUGUGGUAGAUAUUAGUCUGUCAUAGUGAUAAUAUCUAUUUUGGGAUAACAUGAUAUUCUUCUGAGACAGAAGGAUAUUAGACUGGGUGGUGUGGAUAUUUGUCUGGGUAGUGUGGAUAUUCGUUUUAGUUUUAGUAUUUAGGGUUCAUUAGUUCAUGUUUUCGGAUAUUUUUUUGGAACGUUUGGAUAUUCUAAUGGGACACUUUUGGUAACUAUUCCGAUGUGAUCCUUUGUUUAUUUAAGCAUAUGAAAUAAUAAUAGUUUUUAUGGUUUAGAGUUUAGUGAUUAGGGUGUUAGUGUUAGAGUUUUUGUGGAACCUUAGAAUAUUCUCGGCUUGGGCAAACAAUAAUAGUUUUAUUUUUUAGUGUUUAGUGAUUAGGAUUUUAGAGUUUAGAGUUUUGGGUUUAGGGUUUAGGGUUAGGGUACAAAUAGAAGAUAUUAGUUGGUGUGUUGUGGAUACUUGUCUUUCCUGGCUGUAAUACUUUUUACUAACCACAAUAUAUUUAUUUAAAAUAUUUUGAUAUUUGUCCGGGUUGUGUGGAUAUUUAUUUGAACCUGAGGAAAUAUUCCCUUAGUUCAUGUGUUUGGAUAUUUGUGUGGAACCUUUGAAUAUUCUCGGCUUGGGCAAACAAUAAUAGUUUUAUUUUUUAGUGUUUAGUGAUAAGGGUUUUAGAGUUUAGAGUUUAGGGUUUAGGGUUUAGGGUUUAGGGUUAGGGUACAAAUGUAAGAUAUUAGUUAGUGUGUUGUGGAUACUUGUCUUUCCUAGUGUUAAUACUUUUUACUGACCACGGGAUAUUUAUUUAAAAUAUUUUGAUAUUUGUCCGAGUUGUGUGGAUAUUUAUUGGAACCUAAGGAAAUAUUCCCUUAGUUCAUGUGUUUGGAUAUUUGUGUGGAACCUUUGAAUAUUCUCGGCUUGGGCAAACAAUAAUAGUUUUAUUUUUUAGUGUUUAGUGAUUAGGGUUUUAGAGUUUAGAGUUUAUGGUUUAGGGUACAAAUGUAAGAUAUUAGUUAGUGUGUUCUGGAUACUUGUCGUUCCUAGUUGUAAUACUUUUUACUAACCACAUGAUUUUUAUUUAAAAUAUUGUGAUAUUUGUCCGGGUUGUGUGGAUAUUUAUUUGAACCUGAGAAAAUAUUCCUUUAGUUCAUGUGUUUGGAUAUUUGUGUCAAUAUUAGAUAUUAGUUUUGCAAUGAAUGGAUAUUAGAAGG
Linum trigynum is the source of this 4477-nucleotide messenger RNA. NCBI's taxonomy places the organism in Eukaryota, Viridiplantae, Streptophyta, Magnoliopsida, Malpighiales, Linaceae. The record is from the annotation of a GenBank genome assembly.